Molecule: messenger RNA, 980 nt
Organism: Cloeon dipterum
Lineage: Eukaryota; Metazoa; Arthropoda; Insecta; Ephemeroptera; Baetidae
Exons: 3
Coding region: 197-868 (223 amino acids)
Biological process (GO): superoxide metabolic process
Molecular function (GO): metal ion binding
Source: RefSeq, a predicted model, not a curated record
AUACAGAGAAUCCGACGCUGACUAAUGCACAAUGCGUAAUAAAAAAGAUGAUACGUCUGCGGAGUCAAGGCUCAGGACCUUUGCGUCGCGUUUCCAGCCAGGUGUAUACAAAUAAUUAGGAGGCGGGCGCACAAUCUGAUAUAAUAUUCCUCUCCGAUCGCAAACGCCGGCAUUCGUUCCCUGGCAUUUGCUGAAGAUGCAGCAACACGCGAUACUUGUCCUCCUCUCGUCGCUUGUCAUUGCUGGACUUGAGGCACGGGGUGUCCCAGCCGUCCUGCGCCCCUCGGACAGAACCCUCUACAUCAGGAGUAUCCCAGAGGUCAAAGGGUACAACAGCCAGAUCUAUGAGGUUCUCAUGACACCCUUUUCCAGAAAGGCGGACGCGGAAUCGGCGGUAGGCAAAAAAGCCGUGGCGGUGCUAAGAUCCCUAGAAGACAAAUUGCACGGCGAAAUCAUCGUCAAGGAAGAUGCCGGCGGCGCGAAGAUGCAACUGCGCGCUGAGCUGCACGGACUCCCUUCUGGGCUCAACCUUGGCCUCUCGGUACACGAAAAUGGCGAUUGCAGGAAGCUGGGUCCUGUCUUCAAGCCCGACCAGCCGGCCAAUUCGAUACCGAGCCCUGAAAUACCCGCCGGCUACCUGGGUUCCUUCCAGGUGGAUGACGAAGGAAAGCUAUUGGUGGAGAUGACUCUGGGCCCAAAGCUGGCCUUCAGCGGACAUCGAAGCGUUUUAGCCCGCGGAAUCGCGUUCCACGAUAUGAGCAAAAAAGAGUCAACCUCUGUUGCUUGUGGGAUAUUGGGGAGAUCGGCGCCUUCAGCGGAAGAGAGCGCCGCUGCGAGGAGAAGAAGGCACCACUUUGGACACAAAUAAUAACAAUGUAAUGACACCGUCUUAGCCAAAAGUUUAAUACAUAUUAUUUGUAUGAAUUCAGUAUAUCAAUACUCUGAGCAAUUGUUUAUUAAAUAAAGCACUCAAAACUAUA